UUGACACAGUCCAGCAAAAAAAAAACAAUUUCUCAAAUUUUCUCUCUCCCCUGCUCCUCCUCCUCGCCCCAGUUCUCUCCCGCAUCCGCCGUCUCGUCCAUCCCAAAACAAAUCAAACCCACCUCUCGCUCGGAUCCUCCCCCGAAUCCGGCCACCCCCUUCCGUCGCCUCAAAAACCCUACCCCCUCGCGCCACCGGCGGGAGGCAUGCGGCGGUGACCGCGCGUGCGGCCUCGUCUGUCUGCGCUCGCGCGCGCGGGCGGGUGGGCGGGCAUUGCGAUCGCUAGGGGACCGCGGAGCCAUGGCGUCCGCGGGGUCGGGCGCCGGCGGCGCGGGGGCGGGCGGGCUCAAGACCUACUUCAAGACCCCCGAGGGGCGGCACAAGCUGCAGUACGAGAAAACUCACUCCCCCGCCGUCGUGCACUACAACCACAGCGGCAAGACCGUCUCCCAGAUGACGGUGGCAUAUUUGAAGGAGAAGCCGGCCGGCCAGGGGUCCACGCCUUCAACUCCAAGCGCCGGCAGUGGGAUGCGUUCUGCUGCUGCAAGGCUGCUCGGCACGGGGAAUGGGAGCCGGGCGCUUAGCUUUGGGAGCAAUGGUACCAGCAGGGCUGUCUCAGGAAGCAGCCGCAUUGGUGGUGGCAUUGGUGCGUCGACGAGCGCAAGUGGAUCACAAGGCAUGGCGAAUUAUGAUGGCAAGGGAACGUACAUAAUAUUCAACACUGCCGAUACACUCUUCAUCAGUGAUCUCAACUCACAUGACAAAGAUCCAAUAAAGUCCAUCCACUUCAGCAGCUCAAACCCGCUUUGCCAUGCAUUUGACCCGGAAGCCAAGGACGGGCAUGAUCUGCUCGUUGGGGUGUUCUCGGGAGAUGUCUAUUCAAUGUCAUUGAGGCAGCAGUUGCAAGACCCUGGAAAGAAGCCUGUUUCAUAUCAGCAUUUUAUUAAUAAAGACAAAGAUAAAGACAAAGAUCCAAGUCAAGGUGGCGCUGCCAGCAGCCGGUGCACUUGUGUUGCAUGGGUUCCAGAGCGUGAAGGAAUUUUUGUUGUUAGCCAUGCUGAUGGGAAUUUGUAUGUGUAUGACAAAUCCAAGGAUGGUAAUACUGAUUGGACGUUUCCAACUAUUAAGGAUCAAAGUCAGCUGCUGAUUUCACAUGCAAAGUCGAGUAAGGGCAAUCCAAUUGCAAGAUGGCAUAUCUGUCAAGGUGCAAUCAAUGCCAUUUCCUUUUCACCGGAUGGUGCUUACUUGGCAACUGUUGGGCGAGAUGGUUACUUGAGAGUAUUUGACUUUGCGAAAGAGCAACUAAUAUUUGGUGGGAAAAGUUACUAUGGCGCACUGUUGUGUUGCUCUUGGAGUGCGGAUGGCAAAUAUUUGUUAUCAGGUGGUGAAGAUGAUCUUGUGCAAGUAUGGAGUAUGGAUGACAGAAAGAUAGUUGCAUGGGGCGAAGGGCAUAAUUCAUGGGUCAGCGCAGUAGCUUUUGAUCCGUAUUGGUCCCCACCAAAUUCGGAUGAAACUGAAGAAAAUGUCAUGUAUCGCUUUGGGUCAGUUGGACAGGACACUCAACUGCUUCUCUGGGAUCUUGCACUGGACGAGAUUGCUGUCCCUCUACGCCACCCUUCCGGUGGCUCACCGACAUUUAGCAGUGGAAGCCCUUCUGCACAUUGGGACAAUGCUUGCCCUCCAACAGGUGUUCUUCUACCUUCUCCUCGGAUGCGAGAUGUGCCAAAGCUCUCAUCCCUAGUUGCACACCGGGUACAUGUAGACCCUCUCUCUGGCCUGGAGUUCACCAGCGAAUCAAUCCUCACCAUAUGCCGUGAAGGGCUAAUCAAAAUCUGGGCCAGACCCAGCCAUAGUGAAAACAACCAGCAGCCUGAUUCUUCUGAUCAGAUCAUAGGCAACGCCACUGCAAAGGAUAAGAUGCUAACAUCGUCGAACAAAGCAGGCACUUCCAGCUCCAGCUUCAAGCAAUCAUCUGCUGUUUUCACAUGACAGGCUUUGCCAGCAUUUUUAUGAUGCUCGCCUGGCUGUGACUAUUCAUCUUUUGUUACUAACGUGAGGAUUCAUGGAGCGGGAGUAGUAGAUUGGGAGAGGUUGCCAGCAAAGAGUCGCACCUUUUUUUCCUGCUUCGGCGACUACGUCUCUGGGCUACAGUCUUACAGAAGUGUCAUUGUUGCCAUCUGUGUUGGCGAAGAAAAUAACGGACCUUGCUCCUGUACAUAUACAGAUACCGCCUUGAGAUGAAUAUUACAAGCUUACUUAUUUGAUGUCAUUUGAUUGUUCUUUUGUAACAAUUUCUGUAGACUAGAGCGUGUACCCAUUUUUUGGUGUAGUCUUGUAACUCUUGGAGGCUGCAGGUCAUUGGGUGUCCAAUGGAUUCCCUUGGCAUAAUGGUAAUUUUUACUCCCUAGAACCAACUUCAGUUUUCUGUUGGAGACAUUGUAAACUACUGCUGUAAGCGCUUCGUUUAUACAGCAAUUCUGAAUCCGGUUCUUUUCUUU
Panicum hallii is the source of this 2498-nucleotide messenger RNA. Its product is annotated as probable catabolite repression protein creC. Gene Ontology annotation, molecular function: protein binding. NCBI's taxonomy places the organism in Eukaryota, Viridiplantae, Streptophyta, Magnoliopsida, Poales, Poaceae. Bases 301 to 1989 code for a protein of 562 amino acids. The record is from RefSeq and is a predicted model, not a curated record. The transcript is spliced from 11 exons.